This is a messenger RNA of Sesamum indicum (sesame), 1527 nucleotides long. Its product is annotated as putative carboxylesterase 7. Gene Ontology annotation, molecular function: hydrolase activity. Lineage: Eukaryota; Viridiplantae; Streptophyta; Magnoliopsida; Lamiales; Pedaliaceae. The record is from RefSeq and is a predicted model, not a curated record.
AAGUAAAGGGGCCUAAAUCAUCUUCUAAAAUCCUUUUGAUGGUUGGAGAACUUCUACUGUUGCGACGGUGGAUUUGGCUUUUAUAUACGUGAGCGUUACAUGGAGUUUUUUUAAGUGCAAAUGGCCACAUGAAAAUUGCUAUUAGUAUCUAAUGGCGGGAGUGAGGAAGGGAUUAAACUUACCAUAUAUGGGACUAUAAAUACUAAUUUUGAUUAAAUAUAUAUGUGACCAAGUAUAAAAUUUCAUAAAUCAUAGGACAAAAGUAGGGGACCAGUAUUUGAGUUUUUUGGUCCAUGUCUAGCAAAGGUGUGGUAGGCAAAACAAGAAGACGUUUCAGUCUUCAUCAUCUCCACUACCCAUACCCUUUUCAAAAUAAUUCAUCUCCACUACCCAUACGCUAUCCUCUGAAAUUCUUUCUUCCUCUCAAAAUGGCUGCAAAGGAUGACGAGCUAGACUUUGAGUAUCCCACAUACUUCAGAGUCUACAAAAACGGCCGUGUCGAACGACUGGAGGGGAAUGAGUCCCUUCCCGUCGGCGUUGAUCCUCAAACAGGCGUCACGUCCAAGGAUGUAACAGAUAUAGUCCCUGGAACAGAGGUCUAUGUCAGAAUCUAUCUCCCUAAGCUUAGCAACAGCAGCAACACUCAAAAGUUACCUCUCCUCGUUUACACCCAUGGAGGGGGGUUCUGUCAUUUCUCACCCUCUUCUGCCCUCUACCACAAUUACCUGAAUGCCCUUGUAGCAGAAUCCCAGGUUGUAGCAGUUUCUGUGCACUACAGAAGGGCUCCUGAGCACCCUCUUCCUGUUCCGUACGAGGAUUCUUGGGCUGCGCUCCAGUGGGUGGCUUCCCAUCGUAGUGGAGAUGGGCCUGAGGCUGUACUCAACCAGCACGCGGAUUUCAGACGCGUGUUUCUCGCCGGUGAUAGCGCCGGCGGGAACAUAGCCCAUAACUUGGCUAUGAGGGCAGGGAGUGCCGAUGCGGGGUUAAACCUGGAAAUUCUUGGAAUUGCACUGGUGGAUCCGUAUUUCUGGGGGUCGAAGCCUGUCAGGUCGGAGUUACUGGACCCGGAUGGGAAGGCUUUUGGUGAUCAGUUAUGGCGGCUGCUGAGCCAGUCGUCGGGCCUGGAUCAUGAUGACCCAAAAAUAAACCCGGUGGCGGAGGGUGGGCCGAGCUUAUCGGGGCUGGGGUGCAGGAGAGUGCUGGUGAGUGUGGCAGAGAAGGAUAUAUUGAGGGAUAGAGGUAGACUAUACUUUGAGGUAUUGGGUGGGUGCGGGUGGAUGGGUAUGGUUGAGAUCCAUGAAGUGGAAGGGGAGGGUCAUUGCUUCCAUUUGUUUGACUUGAAUCAUGAGAAGGCUAAGGAAAGGAUGAGAAGAAUGUCUGAUUUCUUCAACAGACAUUAGACUAUACAUCGGUCUUUCUCUAUUCUUGAACUGAAUGCUUACAAAUGUGUCGUUUGUUGGACCAUCGGUGAUAUGUAUUCUAAAUAAAUUGGAAAUAUUAUGGUUGUGGUUUUAUGUUUGAACCGAA